Messenger RNA from Penicilliopsis zonata CBS 506.65, 153 nucleotides. RefSeq lists its product as hypothetical. The transcript has a single exon. The record is from RefSeq and is a predicted model, not a curated record. Gene Ontology annotation, molecular function: acyltransferase activity. Lineage: Eukaryota; Fungi; Ascomycota; Eurotiomycetes; Eurotiales; Aspergillaceae. The annotation marks the transcript as partial.
GAUGGUCACACCACGGGGAUUACAGUACCUUCUCGUGAAGCGCAGCCCACCCUGAUCCGCUCUGCCUAUUGUUCUGUAGGCUUAGACGUCUCACAUACUGCAUACUUUGAGGCACAUGUGAGUAGCCUCCCCUCCUCCUCUUAUUUCAACUAG